GCAUUAAGAGAGACACAUUUCUGCGUCAAGCUGAAAGCUGCUGCUGGAAUUUCAUAGCAAUUUUAACAGUAUAUUCAUAAGGGUUGAUGCCAAGUUUUAGGCUGUCCUUUUUAAUAAACGAAGCUUAAAUCAUAACGGAGUGUUUGCAUUUAUCUAAGGGAGUUACCAUCCGUAUUUUAAAAAUGUGGAUUUGUCAGAUCUUUUUGACUCUUAUUUUGAUGGCGCAACAUUCAGUGUGUAACGAACCACCAGCAACAAAUGCAAUAUUCUAUUCCAUAGACUUUCGCAAUAUUCUGUUGUGGAACUUCUCCAGAGACAGGCAUCAGUCCGACACUGUCUACAAUGUCCAGUACAAAAUCUAUGGUCAGCCGUGGUUCAACAAAAGCGAGUGCCACAAAAUCACUGAAGAGUAUUGUGACCUGACAAAUGAAACAGGUGAUGUUUCACAAGAAUAUUUUGCCAGAGUUCUUGCUGAGUCGAGGGAUGGCAUUUUGUACUGGAAAAUUUCUUCACAAAGGUUUAGUCCAAGAAGAGACACACAUCUUGGACCACCAAUGAUUAGUUACACUGAAGGCGUGACAUCUGUUCAGCUCCAAAUUCACCCACCACUUACACCACUCAUAUCUGAAGAUGGAUCACAGCAAUCAAUAGAAAAUAUUUAUGAGAAAUACAAGCCAGAGUACCACAUAGUCUUGAAAGUCAAAGGAGCAAAGGAAAAGGAACGGGAUAUAAAAAUACGUAACAAGUCUAUUGAAAUUAGUCAGUUACUUCCAGGCACAGAAUACUGUGGAAAUGUUACAAUAGAAGUUGAAUCAUUAAGAAAGGAGAGCAAACCUAAAUCGUUUUGCUUCAAAACAUUACAAGACCGCAACUGGUUGUUCUCUGUGCUCAUUGCGUGUGUAUUUUUCAUUGGAAUGGCUACCGCUGCUGCUAUUUAUGCUGUUGUGAAAUAUAUCAUGAAGGAACCAAGGAUGCCAAAGUCUUUGCUAAACUUUCUUCCACAUGAUCAUAGAAGAUUGCCUGCCUGUCCAGAUUCAGAGAGCAUUGUGUCCAUUGAGUGUUUAACACAAGGAUCUUCCGUAUUAGACUCUCUUCUCAAAUUCUCAGCUCCAAUUCAGAAUGCUACUGAGUCAGAUCAAGCACCAAUAUUUUCAGCUCUAACUGAAUCAAAUGGUUAUGCCUCACAGGUGUCCAGAAAGUCAUAUGGCACUUCUUUCAAAACCAAAGGUUUUUUACGACACAAAAAUUAUCACCAACCAGAUUUGUCAAGUGUUACCACAAAUUCUGGAAAAGAAGCAUUACCUGAAAACUCACAUGUCAGUUGCAAAUCUCGUGUCACUUAUGCUUUGCUUUUGCCCCCUGUAUCCCAACAAUCUGGAUACAGGCCACAAACAGCUCCAGGUUCUCAGAAUGUUUCAGAUGAAUUUGUUCAAGUAACAAAUGAUAAAUGGAAGAGCAUUGAUGCUAGUGAUGUAUUCUGUCCAAAUCAAGCUGAUAAAUCAUCAGUGGAGACACGCACAAGUUAUAAAGAGCAGAGGCAUUUCUCUCCUGUAAGUAGUGAAUUAAAAUCACUUGCAUUACCUGGAUACAAACCAACAGGACAAAUAGUGCUGGAAACUGAGUGCAGAAAUGGUAAAUUAUACCUACCACUGCUGUGUUCUUUACAUGAAAAUGAUAAUAAAAUAAAAAAUUCAUCAGAUCAAAUAGAGUGCUUACCACAAUCAGGAGAGACACUAUCGCUAUUGUCUUCAGUAAUGAUUAACGGUGCUUUAUUUGCUGAAGAUGAGUUGUAGUUACUGGCUUCAUUAUCUAGUGAAAUCAAUGUAGGUGAUAUCCUUACAAGGUGAGCUCCGCUCCCCAGGAAAUGCUAAUCAAAGCAUUUCUUCAUAAAAUGUAAAGGGAAGAACAACUCUCAUCUGAAAGUGAGUGGGAAAAAAGCAGGCAGCUUUUUUGGAGAGUAACGUGUUGCAAUAUUUAUUAAAUACUGGCAAAUGGAGAGUCAUACAUUGUACAUGUUUGUCUUUCUCUUUUGAGACUUUGGAUCAUAUUUCUGCUUUUGUAAAUGAAAAAACUAACCAGAGCUUCCAGGAGCAGAAAGGAGUAAAGUGUUGUGGUUUUGCACAAUUGCUUGCAAGUCUUGAGCUAAAUUUUUUUUGGCAUAAUUGCAAAGCACUUCUUACAACAAAUUUGAACAAACAUAACACAGAGUUAUUCGGUAUCAAGUUUAACAAUUGAAUUAGUAUUUGUGGCAAUGUUUAGCAAUUGCAUUUGCGUGUGUGACAGUAUUUAACAAAAACAUUUUUGACAGUGUUUUGUGCAGAGUUUCUGACAAUAUCUUGGAACAAAGAUGUUAGAGCAACUCCUCACUAUCAUUAAAAUCUUUUAGAGGAACUGCGAACUUUGAUUAUCAGUAAUGCUGAUAAUGCUAAUUAUUAGUUUCUUUAUCCAUAAGACGUGACAGAUAUUUCAAAUUUCUGUAAAACAAUACAGACUACAUAUGACACAGAUAUUUAAAGGAUUUAAUACAUGUAAAGCAGUUUGACAUCUGCUAUGAAGGAAUACUGGCCAAUGAAUUCAUGCACUCAGGAUGUUGAAACAAACACUAAAAUGGUUUUCUUUAUAAAUGCUUAUAUUAGUUAUAAUUAAAAAUGAUUCCUUAUAUUUUUAUUUAGCAUUUCCGAAAUGUAAUUUACACAACUUUUGCUGGUUUAUUCUCUUAUUUUUAUAGAAUCACUACCAGCAGACCAUGUCUUACUUUGUGCCAUUGUUUUUACAGUGUUUUCUAAUGUAUUGUUGUAAUGUUUACCUAUUUCUAUUAUAACAUAUAUCUAAUAUAUUUUUAGGCAAUA
Messenger RNA from Protopterus annectens (West African lungfish), 2849 nucleotides. It is a transcript of the gene IL22RA1, whose product is annotated as interleukin 22 receptor subunit alpha 1. NCBI's taxonomy places the organism in Eukaryota, Metazoa, Chordata, Ceratodontiformes, Protopteridae. The transcript has 7 exons. Gene Ontology annotation, molecular function: protein binding. The record is from RefSeq and is a predicted model, not a curated record. The coding region runs from base 183 to 1793 and encodes 536 amino acids.